Messenger RNA from Gymnodraco acuticeps, 5191 nucleotides. Its product is annotated as neurosecretory protein VGF-like. The transcript is spliced from 2 exons. The record is from RefSeq and is a predicted model, not a curated record. Bases 113 to 1642 code for a protein of 509 amino acids. Lineage: Eukaryota; Metazoa; Chordata; Actinopteri; Perciformes; Bathydraconidae.
AGAAGAGCUCUGUCGUCACAAGAGCAUAGACCCAGGGCGAUGGUCACUCAAAAAGAAAGCACACCAAAACCAACAAGAAAAACUAGAACAACUAAUUAGGACCUCAUAUGCCAUGGUCUCAGCCGCUGGCCGCCUGGAAGAAACAAAUAAAACCACCCCGGCCACACAAGCCCCCCUAGUAGCCGCGCCAGUAGCAGCACCGGCAGUAAAAACCCCCGCAGUAGCAGAACCCCCAAAACCAGCAGAACCCAUAAUCAACCAAGAGAAACACACGGCCGCCACCGCCCCAGCUCUCCUGUACCCCGAGCUCCCUAGAGAACAGCAUGAGGUGCCACCCCCGUAUAGCCCAGCCAACCCCUUCAGCCAGGCAGUGCUGCACCCUAUGAGGGCUGGACCCACCGACGGGUAUUACCAGAUAGAGGGAAAAGUCUUAUUAAACCAAACAUCCCCACCUUUGACCAGAGCAGGGGUACAAGGACCGUCCCCAGAUAGGAGAUACCAAGAUACCCCAUACCCUAGACAGGAACACAGCAAAGAAAGGGGAGGGGGAGCUAAAACAAGCGAGCAUGAAGACACAGAUACUCCCCGAAGAAAUGAAGGUAGGGCGUUAGCCGAGGCGAAUUUAGAGGCCGAGUUAGCACAAAGAAACAGAGACAGGGCCACCAGCACACCAAAAACACCCAAUCAAAGCAACUGGGGAGAAGGAGCAACUGGGGGACGGGAAGAACAGCAUAAGGGGGUAACAAAAGACUUGUUGGGCGAUUUUCUGGGAUCAUGGGACAAAGCAAGGGGAACAGGCUCAGGGGGAAGGACCACAAGGCGAAACUCAGUAACCAGCGAAGAAAAAGAAAGCAUAAGAUUGGGUUUAAAAAUGGGACAACAGAUAGAAAAAUACGAAGCCUCCGCAAAGAAACUGGAAGCAGAGAGCAGGAGGAGAGAUGAGGAAGAUGAAAGAGACACUAAACAAAAAGAGGCUGACAUAAUACGCCGAACAGAGGCCGCAGAAAGGAGAAGGGGAAGAGAGGAGGAAGAGCAAGAUGACAAACAGUGGGACGACCUGCUAGCAGGGGCAGACGAAGCAGAGGAGGAGGACGAGCCAGAAGAACAGGUCCUUCCGAUGCACUUACCUAGAACCCCUAGGACCAGAAAUGAGACUCUAGGGCAGAAAAACCGCGCAAGUAGGCCCAUCACCAUAGCUAUGACAGGAAUAAUAGAAUCAGGUUACGUUCCAGGAGCGGUGACUAGAGCACGAACGCAGAAAAGGCGACAUAACGCUACCCAAAUGCUAAUGACUGAAGCCAGCCCCCCACCAAUUCACCCAUCCUCUCCCGAGCCCCCGGCGAGACAGAUGCCCUUAAUAACUACUUCUCAGGGGGCCAGGGUGUAUCAACCUUUCUCCCUAUCAGAUUUAGGGACCAUGUCCGCCCAGAUGCCACCCCUGUCCCAGGGAGGGGCACCAUGGAUAAGGUCAUUCACAUCCCUAGGGGCGGGUCAAGCAUUAUGCCUUGGGGAUUUCCGCCGCAUACUAGGAGACCAGACAAAUGCCUCGUUGCAGAGUUCGCGGACGAAUCCACAGCAGCCAGAGCCAAAGGACACACAGAGGAAGCUGAGGGCAGCAGGGACGCUGAAUACGUCUGCCUGAAGACGAUCAAACCCAAGUGGUGUGCUCCAAGGUUCUCUGAACCACUCAAGGUAACCCAGCGAACAGAUCAUGCAGUCAGAGUAGACGGAAAAGGAGACACGUGGUACCAAUGGAGCAGGUGUGUGGAAGCACCAGCACCUACCAGGACCCUCGCUGACACCAUCCAGGACCUAGGCCAACUGAACAUCAGGCAAACAACCGAAGCCCCCCAACCCCCAAGUGUGGACAUCGACUCCACUUCCGAGGAGGAGGAGACAACAGGGGAACCAACAGCAGCCCAGGAGAUAACAGCCGGCGAGGAGGCACAACAAGGGACCGCUCCCCCAAAGUAGGCGGUACACCACACGCAUCACAUACACACACCACACAAGAGACACUCACCUACACUGAUACACCAAGGAACUUUUACAAGAAAAACAAAGAUGAAGAAGAACUCAGGACCUAACCAACACCUCUAUUGCUUGGCCUUAACACUGUGUUUUUUCAUUAUUGUUGGAAUAAUCAUUAUCAUAGUGGGUGAAAGGGGGAGGCAAAUCAUUGACCAAAGUAAUAAUCCAAAUUCCCCACAAAAUAAAACUACACAAGAUACCUUUUCUCCUCCAAAAAACAGCCUAACUAGACACGUCCGCAAUGUGGCCGGCACAGUAGAUACGGCAAAUUUAACCCAAUGUAACCAGAAAGAUGCAUUGAGACACAUCUCGCUGACACUUUGCCUACCCUCGGACUCAAGCACCACUACCCUCAUCCCGUACACCAGUUUGUCAAACGAACUCAACCAAAAAGGAGGGUCGUGGGGAAACAAAUACCAAUGGUACAUGACGCUAGACAUUUGGUUCGGAAAAGGCGAUCCCAAUGAAAGAUAUAGCUAUGGUCGAGCGUGGACCGACUUGGUGGGAGAGACAGGGGCGGAUUGGAGUUCAUCGUCAACAGGAACAGCGAAAAAAGUAAGGCAAAGAGUACACCUGGCAAAAUCCUCAUCUGGCCUCGUAGUACAGUUAGACUUAACGGGGGUACCCCAACCCAAGAAAGAUGAACCCCCUUGCGCAUCCUUUUAUCUAUGGCCCAAGACAUCGCCAAGCCCCCAAUUCUCUAUAUACGUAUGCAUGUCCAGUCGCAUUAAAAGACCACAAUCUGACAUAGUAUCCGUCCAAAAGGGGGUGGUGAUCCACUCCACUAAGGAGUGGACGACUGAUCAAGAGUUCCAAGCAGCAACUGGAAUCUCGGGACACUCAGCAAACAGCAACAACUGGUUACUGAUGGCACAACAAGCCGCGCUAGACACAGGCGAUGACUGCCUCGUUUGUAUGGGAGCCAGACCCCUGCUCCACAUAAUUCCUGCCCCGGUAGAACCAAGGUGUGCCACUGAAAUAAUGGGGACAGACAACCCUCAACACAAUUGCUCUAAAUACGACGUUUACUUCCCUUUAGCUAACGCGGAAUUAAAAAAGCCCUUAUUCUUUGCAAAAGUUCCGAGGUUGAAUUACACCUGUUUCCACACCACAAUCAGAAACACCGGGGGGUUCAACAAAACUCUCUGCGACCACAUAGUGACACCAACUACACCUGGACGUGGUGUAAUCCGAGCAGACAUAUGGUUCCACUGCAGUGGCAACCAACUCCACGAUCGCGUCCCAUAUAAUGCCAGUGGUCUAUGUGCACUGGUCACUUUGCUUCUACCAGUGAAAACCUACAAAUUAAAAGUAGGGGACAUAACAAACCUGGCAGAACAAAUACCCCUAUCAUACUACGAACAGAGUCAAACGCGAAGCCAUGAUUGACCCAGAUCCAACGUACAUAGACGCAAUAGGGGUACCACGGAGCGUACCAAGUGACUACAAAAUAGCCGAUCAAGUAGCGGACGGCUUCACAUCCAUCAUCUGCCCCUGGUGUGUCAUCAAUAAAAACUCAGACCGCAUCAAUUACAUUCAUUAUAAUAUCCAACGCCUAGGAAACCUCACACAUGCCGGACUCAAGGCAGUUAGUGAGCAAUUGAAAGCCACAUCACUCAUGGCCUAUCAAAACAGAAUGGCCCUAGACAUGCUCCUAGCAGAAAAAGGCGGAGUAUGUGCAAUGUUCGGAGAGCAAUGCUGCACCUUCAUUCCCAACAACACCGCUGCAGAUGGCACUCUACAAAUAGCACUGGACGGUCUGAAAACCCUCAACUCCCGCAUGAAAGAUCAAUCUGGUAUCGACGGUAAAUGGGACGAAUGGAUGUCAGUGUUCGGUAAAUACAAAACCCUGGUCACCUCAGUAUUGGUAUCAAUGGCCGUGUUUGCAGAAAUUUUGACCUUGUGCGGGUGCUGCUGCAUCCCAUGUAUCCGCUCAAUGGUGGACAAAAUAAUUAGUACCGCCAUAGCACCUUCUACUCCCCUGGGCCAACAACUCGCCUUGCUAUCCUUAGAAAACAACCCAGACAUUGAAGAAGGCGAAGAAGAAGCGGCAGCAAUGGACACUUUCCCGACAGCACCACCAGUACCACCGUAUGGCAGAAUGUGGGAAAGAGAGACAGAAGCCUAAAACAGCUGACAUAAAUGUACAUAAACAAUAGCGUUGUUUUGUUGCCCCAAUCAUUAGAAUGGGGCAAAAGGGGGAUUGAAGGAUAAAGAUAAGGCAAAUGUGGCAGUGAAUAUAAGAUAUAGUGGGCCUAUCAUGGAAAAGCUAAGACAUUGAGCUGUCUGAGUGGAAAAGUACAGUACUGUGUUAAAGUCCAACUGCUGAGAAGCCUCAGUGGAAAUAUACUAUGUGAAUACUGUGUGCAACAAAAACGCGGGGUCAACCAGAUUAAGAACAGAGGCAUCCUGUUAUGUCCAAACUGAUAAGCCACAAGGUUGCAGAACUCAUUAUUCUCACACUAAAUCACCCACCAAGCAGGCGCAACAGUUCACAAGGGCAGUCUUGUGAGUGAAACCAGAUAAGGAAGUGAGUGAAAGCAAAUAAGGAAGUAACAAAAGCGCGCCAAAGUCUAACCUAAGAGUUGCUAGGGUAGCAACGGCAGAUUACACCACAAGAAAGCAGCGAAGGUGGGGGCUCCGCUAGGAACAGUAUAUAAGCAGGAUGUAUUCAGUACUCGAGGCUCUCUCUUCAACUGGGAUCUUACACUGACGAGCUUGUCACGGUGAGAACUCAAGAAGAAGGAGUCCAAGGCGCUUUGUGGUAGUAUCAGAUUGAUGUAUCUUUGUUGAACUGUGUAAUAAAGUGCUUAUUUGAAGAAACAAUCCAUUGGAGUGCAAAGUCUAGUUUUGUACAGCUAACAGAGAAUAGUGUCUAGGACACAAUUCCUUUUCCCUCAGAACUAAGAAACGGUCAUCGGCAGAUCCGGACAGCGACCCCGCUCUAGCCAUAUCCAAACUAUCUGCGCGGAGGACGGACCUGGUCCGGUAGACUCCAACAAACCUCAGAGAAGUCCGAAGGGGGUCCAUAUUCUGCACUGCACAACACAAACCACCCCAGGAUCCAGCUCUCCUAAGAUGCUGCCCUCACCAACUGGUCCCUGCCAGACUAGCAGUCGCAGCCUGGUCUUUGGUCUGGGCCCCAGCAUCACCAGUGAGG